Erigeron canadensis is the source of this 5131-nucleotide messenger RNA. Its product is annotated as KH domain-containing protein At4g18375. The record is from RefSeq and is a predicted model, not a curated record. NCBI's taxonomy places the organism in Eukaryota, Viridiplantae, Streptophyta, Magnoliopsida, Asterales, Asteraceae. Gene Ontology annotation, cellular component: nucleus; cytoplasm. The transcript has 8 exons. Bases 86 to 2011 code for a protein of 641 amino acids. Gene Ontology annotation, molecular function: mRNA binding. Gene Ontology annotation, biological process: regulation of gene expression.
CGAUACCUAUCUUUGUAACAAGCUCUAGGGUUUCUUUUUCGAUUUUCUUUUGCUGUUGGUAAAUUAAUAAUCAGACUAGUGAAGAAUGGGUGAGAGUGGAAGGCGUCAACGCAAUAAGAGGGAUAGGGAGAGGGAUAGACAUGGAGAGAGGGAUAGGGAUGGGGGCAACAACCGAGAUUACAAGAACCAGAGAAGAAGAGGAAACGAAAGAGAUGAUAGAAAUAAUAGUAAUAGGGAUAAUGAUGACCUAGUUGUGUAUAGAAUAUUAUGUCCAGACCGGUUUAUUGGGAGUGUGAUUGGAAAAAGUGGCAAGGUUAUUAAUUCGAUAAGGCAAGAUACAAGGGCAAAGGUUAAGAUAGUGGACCCAUUUCCGGGUUCUAGAAACAGGGUUAUAACUAUAUAUUGUUAUGUCGACGAGAAAGCGGAUAUUGAGCCUGAUGGGGAACUGGGUGAUAUCGAUCCUGUAUGCCCUGCUCAGGAUGCGCUUUUGAGGGUGCAUAGUGCAAUUGCAAAUGUGAUUGAAUCAGCCAGUGAUCGUGAUUCUGAUAAAAAGUGGAAAGAUAAGGAAGAGUGCCAAAUUCUUGUUCCGGCUAGUCAGUCUGCCAAUAUUAUUGGGAAGGCGGGGACAACUAUAAAGAAGUUAAGAAGCAGGACAAGGGCAAACAUUAAAGUUUCUCCUAAAGAUGUUGGUGACCCUAAUGAUUCGUGUGCCAUGGACUACGACAACUUUGUGCAGAUAACUGGUGAACCUGAGGCAGUUAAAAGAGCACUAUUUGCAGUUUCUUCAAUUAUGUACAAGUUCUCUCCAAAGGAAUUGAUUCCUCUUGAGACAUCUGUUCCCGAAGCCCCCGCAAACAUCAUUAUACCUUCUGAUGUACCCAUUUAUCCUGCUGCUGGCCUAUACCCCGGAGUAGAUUCAUAUAUAGCCUCGAGAUCACUUCCUUCUGUUCUAAGUGCUUCACAUGUACCAGAACUUCAAGGUUUUGGAGAUUCAGCAAGCACAUGGCCAAUUUACUCUUCCGCCCUCCCUGUGGUUUCUGGAUAUCCUGGUGCAUCUAUAUCCGGGGAGUUAACCAUCAGGGUUUUGUGCCCAUUUAACAACAUUGGGCGUGUUAUCGGAAGGGGUGGGGCUUCUAUUAGAAGUGUUCGAGAAGCUAGUGGUGCUCGUAUUGAUGUUGAUGACACCAGACGUGAUGAAUGCAUUAUAACAAUUUCAGCCACAGAGUGUUUGGAUGAUGUCAAAUCCAUGGCCGUUGAAGCAGUUCUAUUACUACAAGAAAAGAUAAAUGAAGAAGAUGAGGAUAAUGUUUCCCUAAGGCUCCUCAUCCCAUCCAAAGUUAUUGGAUGCAUUAUUGGUAAAAGUGGUUCAAUCAUAAAUGAAAUUCGGAAGAGAUCUAGAGCAGACAUUCGCAUAUCAAAAGGUGAUAAGCCCAAAUGUGCAGAUGAUACUGAUGAACUUGUUGAGGUCAUUGGAGAAGUUGGCAGUGUGAGGGAUGCGCUUGUUCAGAUAGUUCUCCGGCUUCGAGAUGAUAUUUUGAAAGAUAGAGAUAGUGGUCGCAAUCCAUCUUUAGGAAAGGAUUCCAUGUAUGCUGGUGGCAGCGGGCUUCCUAUGUCUUCAGUCUUGCCGACUGGUUCAUCAGUUACUCCUUUGGGUUAUGAGCACAGAGCUGAGACCGAAAGUCGCUUGGGCUUGCUAUCGUCAAGCUAUGGAUAUGGCUCACUACCGAUGAGUGACACUGGCUAUGGAUCUUUGUCUUCAUAUUCGUCAAAGCAGCUCUAUGGAAGAUUGUCUCCUGCUGCCUCCGAGAUGUUGAUCCCUGGUCAUGCGGUUGGUAAAGUGAUGGGUAAAGGUGGAGCCAAUGUAGACAAUAUUCGCAAGAUAUCGGGAGCUGCGGUAGAGAUAUCUGACCCCAAAUCUUCCAGGGGUGAUCGUGUGGCUGUGAUAUCUGGGACAUCUGACCAAAAGAAAGCAGCUGAAAACUUGAUUCAGGCUUUCAUCAUGGCCACCUAAUUACGACUUACGAGGAUUCUGACAAUGAAGGUGAAUGGCUUAAACUUGUGGGACUUUCUCCUUCAGAUGUUGCCUUUGUCGUGCUUCGUGCCUUAAGGUCAUUUUAUCAUGAAACAGAUCUCAUUCUCCUCGGUUCUUCUCCCUGGAGUUUCCUUAAGGUUUAUCUUAGGCUCUAUCCAGUGGCACUCAUUAGACUUCAAUAGAAUCUUUUCUUUCAUCCCUCACUCCUUUAAUAACUCAUGUUCUUUGGUAGUGCGGAUUCUGGCUUUAUCAAAUAUUAUUAUGCUCCAUGAAGUUAAUACUCGUGCGGUUGUUACUGCUCUGUCGUAAUUUUAAUCAUGAUGAUUUUUUAUUUCUUUUUUUUUUUUGACUAUUUCCUCUUAUUCCUCUGGAAUCUGGAAUUAUCGUUAUACUCCUUUCUUGAACUGACGCGUUCUGAAAUGGUUAUCUGUGUGGUCUUCUUCAUACUCUCUUGAUUUGUUAUAAAUUAUCUGGAAGCAGAAAGUUAUGUUCUGCAGCCGUGCUAGAAGUAAAGAGAACAUACAAUAAUCGUGACAUAUAGUUUCCACCUCCAAACUUCAUUCUACAUAACUCAGUCGUUUCUAAACUACAAAUCUUAUACCAUGCUUGUGUGGUUUUGUCAAAUUGAUGUAAUCCGUGUGCCUCUGAUUGAUUUAAGAUUUUACACCCUAUCUGUUAUGCUAUAAAACCUGAAGUUCGUCUUUGCUUAGUGCAUAUGACUAGUGAACAUAUUAUCAUCUUUCAUCUUGUGUUCGCUUCUUUCAUUCACUAUUUUCUGAACACCCACCUCAAAUGAAUCCUUUAGGCUUUUUUAAUUAGUUGUUCUGGAAUUUGUACUGUCUGGUUGUUUGAAAUGCCAGGAAAAUUGCAACCUCUAUCUCACACAGUGAAGAGCAAUUCCUUCCUACAGAAAGUAAAACAUACACAAAACAAGAACACAGGAGUUUGUGAUUCAGUCUAGAAAUAACCUAUUGAAUUGUCACACUAAUUAGUAUGUUCUAUUGAUGCUUCAUAGUGUUCACAAUCACAUUGGCUAUGUAUAUCUAUUUGAGAACUGACAAAGAAUCCAACCACCACCAAGGUGGCCUACUGGUCUAGAUGUCCUCACAUAUUUGGGUGUGACCAGGGAAAGGGUUCAGACAUGGGCUCACGGAUACCCUGGUUGGUCCAUAUAUAUCUGAGUCAGUGACUUCACCGACUUGCCCUCCCCCGGUACCAGAAAAGGGAAAAUCUCCGUUUAUUGUUCUAGAUUCUUGCAACCAAAUACGCAUUCUUUUAACAAGGGUGCUGACCUGGAAAUCCUGCAAGGGGUGUCAACCUCUUGUCUCCUUCUGGAUCCUUGUAUUCAUUACAGCUUCACAAAUGUCAGACGUCACAACUCAAACAUGAACUUCCCAUGUCAGAUCUUGUCUCUUACUGCGAGAAAGGUCAACACUUAUAAUGCAGAUGCUGUUUACUGUCCUGAAAAUUUGAAAUGUUUGGUGUAUCAAUACUGGUCUGAAGUACCUUUUAAAAACCUAGUUGGCCAUUUAUCAUUUGAGCAUAUACUUAUAGGAACCCCACUCCAAAUACGUUGUAUUCAGCAUACCAGGGUGUUUUUCCUGCCUAAGAAGUCAGAAAAUUAUGCCAUGUUAGAUUGUUGGACCAUAUAAAAUGUCAGGAAAAGGAGCGUGUGGUAGUUUACUUGCAUAAGAGCACAUAUGGUGUACGAUGGAUACAGCUUUACGUUCUCCCAUCAGUGACAUAACAUAUGGAAACUCACUUUAUGUAAAAAUGUCGUGAAACUCUUCAUGUGUCCUCUGAAGGUUUAGGCUAAAAAAAGUGAAUACUUGUUCAGCAGAAUAGUCUGGGUAUGUACUAUUAGGUGCCAUAACCUGGAUGUUAACCCCAAAUCAUAGCUAGGGUUGGUUGUUAGUGAUUCCAUGUAAUCAUUCGAUUUUUUGAUCUUAGAUGUGCCUUCUUAUAGUCUUUUCCAUCAACUUCAAUACCUUUCUACUAGCACUAACAUCAAAAUGAGCUAUGCCAUAUCAUCUACAAAUAACAUCCAGCCUGUCAACUGAAGACACAAACUAUAUGUGAAAGAACAUAUACGGUGAGCUAGGAAGUUGCAUGUUACUGAUGAUAUAUGUGUCAUUGAAACAUGAUAUCAUAGCUUUAAUCUUUCAGUUUUAGUGUUAUAUGGUCUUGGUUCCAUUUAUCUGAAGCUCGUUGAAUAACUCCCAAGACAUCAUCAUGUGUUCCUUUGAGUGCAUUAAUCUUCAUGGCAAUUGAUCCAAGUUUAUGAAGGAUUCUUGAUACAUUAGAAGAACACUAGAAAUCCUGAAAGCAUUCUUGCUAGUUUCAUAAUUUGGUCUUAUGCCUAAUUAUAUUAUUUUAUUUUUAUCACUGUCCAUUACAAUUUUAUCCCUAGCUUCUUCGGGGAUAUUUUUUUCAAAAAAAUCACAUCUCCAAUUGGCUCACUUACAAUAAAGGCGGUUUGAUCUUUUGGCACACUUUUUUUUUAAAAAGUUUAUAGUGAAAUCUUGUAUUUUGAAAUGUUAGAUGUUACGUAUCCUCUCUGAUAACAUGCCCGAUGACAGUUUCGUUAGCUGGUAUUCUUUAACCAAUUCUUCAAUAAUGCAAGUUAUUGCUCUGUCUGCAUUAAUGCUGCUUUCUGGUAGCAAUGUUAAGGUUGAGAUAUUUUUUUACUAUGUUCAUGAAUGCGUUGUUUGGUAGUGUUUUUCAAGUGCUACAAAGAAACAAUGAGGAAUCAGGUGUUCUGAUAUCUCUGCAAAGCAACAAUGCCAGAACAUUAGAUUAACAUUCAGGGUUGACCUGGUAAAGAAGUAUCAAUAUGCCAACAUAUCUCUUUUGUUGUAAUUGUUUUUUUUUUUAUUCUGAGCUACUAAUUGUUACUUGGUAGCAUUCAUUUGUUAUGUGUGUUUUUGUGUUUGCUUCUAUAAUUCUCGAUGUUUGCAGGUGAGUUAGUUCUUUUCUCCCAAACAUACAUCUGGCUAUUUAGUAGUUUAAACAGUGUUGUUUCAAAUGUAUACCCUAAUGUUAAACAUAUAAAGCCAUACACUUUGAUGCAAUAAGAUUGUCUUUUGUUAUCUUUUUUUA